This is a messenger RNA of Guyanagaster necrorhizus, 1757 nucleotides long. RefSeq lists its product as uncharacterized. Bases 377 to 1714 code for a protein of 445 amino acids. NCBI's taxonomy places the organism in Eukaryota, Fungi, Basidiomycota, Agaricomycetes, Agaricales, Physalacriaceae. The record is from RefSeq and is a predicted model, not a curated record. The transcript has 2 exons.
AGUACGGACACAUUUUUGGGGGUCCUACACCGACCAGUACGUAUAUUAUGCAGACAGUGACACAGAUCCUAGUCACUGGAAGGCGCGGUGUAAGAAUGAACAUGUUCUUCGUCAGGCUCUUCUCUUGCAACCAUCGUGACAAGUAGAACAUUAUGCAUCAGGCCUCAUGCAUCAUUCUGAAGGAUCCGGUCGUACUCAGGGUACAGGGUAUGAUUCGCUUGCGGUUGGCCGCUGCUUCAAGGUAUAUAUGUAUCAUUUUGAAGAAAACGAAAUAGCCUUGUCUCCAUCGUCUUCGUUUCUCUCUUCGUUUGGUCUGUAGGGUUCUUCCUUCGCUCUUCCAGUUUUCUCACAUGUGUUCAGUUGAAGCUCAAGCAUCAUGCCAGAGGGGAAUUUAGUGGUGCUCGGCAAAGCUCAAUUAGAACACGGUUUCAAGUCGCCAUGUCGAUGUGCCACGCAAGAGACCUGUCCCCCAACGGGGAGAUCAGCCAUAUCGACAAUACCAAACGAAAUUCUGUCAGAAAUAUUCGUCGCCUAUUCCCGGUCUCGACUUCGUGACGUGUGGGAAGUGAAUGAAGGGCCCCGAUUGUUGGAGAAGAUUUGCGCUUUAUGGAGAGAUGUUGUUAUAUCUUCUCCUCGCGUGUGGUCUUCCUUUGCUGUGGUUGCACGACAUGAUAGUGGCCAUCCAUUAAUGGUCAGCGCGCUGAAAACCUAUCUCUCUCGGUCCGCGACCUGUCCACUCUCGUUUACAUUCACAACUGGAUUCUCUAGCAGCUCCCACCUUCUUCUCGACGUGCUUGUGUCACAUUCUGACCGUUGGACCAAUGUCACUUUUGACAUGCCAUUAUCACUGUAUCGAAUUUUCACGCCAAUUCAUAAUCGUCUUUCUCUCCUGCACUCCCUGUCUCUUAAAGAUACUACCACAUUUCAAAAAGAUAUGCGCCCCGACCUCAAUCCAUUCCAGUUCGCUCCCCGAUUACAGAAAUUGACCCUUUGCAGACGCUGGAACCUCGUCCAGGAUUCAUUUCCUUGGCAUCAAUUGACCUAUUUCUCCGACGAAGGUGGAUGUACCACGCUCCCAAACGUGUUAUUUUCCAUGUCCCGUUUGGAGGAAUUGGUCUAUCGGCCAACUGCGAAGGACAUCCUGAUAACGCCCGAGGUGCAUGUUCUACCACAAUUAAGGAAGAUCCGUAUACUAUCAGGUUAUCACCUGAACGCCUUCCUUGAUAGUGUAUCGAUGCCUUCUGUUCAGGAGAUCACGUUGGACGACAUGUGUCUCCGUUAUGAGACGAAAUGUGUCACCCAAGUCCUUCAAAACCUUCUCGUUCGCUCCAGAGCAUGUUUGAAAACGCUCAGUAUUGAUCACCUUGCGUACGGCGAUGCCUCGUACCUUCUAUGUUUAUUCCGAUGCACCCCUCGUCUGACGAGCCUCAGUAUACGAUACUGGUCGUCGCAAGAGCUGUCAAAGUUGUGUAGGGCAUUGUCGGAGGACUCCAGCGUUCUACCCGACCUACAAACUAUCAGCUUGCAAAGCGACCUCACCACCACCGUUUAUGAUGUGGUAGACAUGAUUAGGCGCCGUUGGCGUCCUACGUCUGGUAAUGACAAGCGACUCCAGUCGGUAAAGCUGUCGGGCUAUCCCAUCUACGAUAUGCCAUCCCUGCUGAGCUUGCGAGGCUUCUGCGAGGAGGGAUUGGAUGUGCGCUUCUGCAUGUAAUCAUCUAUAUCGAGAGUCUUGUUUCACUUUGAAUGUGAAUUGA